This is a messenger RNA of Maylandia zebra (zebra mbuna), 2692 nucleotides long. RefSeq names its product gdnf family receptor alpha 1a (gene gfra1a). Gene Ontology annotation, cellular component: external side of plasma membrane; signaling receptor complex. Lineage: Eukaryota; Metazoa; Chordata; Actinopteri; Cichliformes; Cichlidae. The record is from RefSeq and is a predicted model, not a curated record. Gene Ontology annotation, molecular function: signaling receptor activity. Gene Ontology annotation, biological process: nervous system development.
CGCUAGACAGCAGUGGGACUCCAGUUGGCUGUGUGCGCUCAGACGCACAGACGCAAGCAUCCCACUGGCUGGAGUUGGAGGACACUCGCCCGUUUUUUCGCUUUCCACCGCUGCUUUCAUCCCUUGUCUUUGUCUCCUCGCGGUGAGAAGACAAACCCGCCCGGGAAAGACAAAAAAGAAGCGCUUCUUCUCUCUCUCUCUCUCCCUCUCUCUCCCUCUAUUGAGUCAAGGAAAGAGCAGAAAUCGGGACUGGACACUUUGUUUGGAGGGGAAAUUAUCUCUCGCAUGAGGCGAGCCGGAUCUGUCCUGUAUACAGAGGAGCGCGCAGUGCUGCACCUUUUCAAUGGAUUUCAAUACAGUGGAAGUACCCUGGGAAUUUAACGAUUGUUAAUUCGCAUCAACUUAAGAAAUUACGUUCCAACAAGGGGUUUUGUUUCCCACGCAGAAGAAAAACGAUGAUCCUCGCUGUGUUUUAUGUUCUUCUUCCUGUUUUAGAUGUGUUGUCUUACGCGGAGGAGAACCUGCGUGCCGGGGCCACCCGGCUGGACUGCGUGCGGGCCAAUGAGCAGUGUCUGAAGGAGCAGGCGUGCAGCACCAAGUACCGCACGAUGAGGCAGUGCGUGGCCGGCGGCAAGGAGAGCAACUUCAGCAUGGUGGCCGGCCUGGAAGCCAAGGACGAGUGCCGGAGCGCGAUUGACGCGCUCAAACAGAGCCCGCUGUACAACUGCCGGUGUAAAAGGGGCAUGAAGAAGGAGAAGAACUGCCUGCGCAUUUACUGGGGGAUGUAUCAGAGUUUACAAGGUAAUGAUUUCUUAGAAGACUCUCCAUAUGAACCCGUGAACAGCCGUCUGUCUGAUAUUUUCCGUCUGGCUCCCAUCAUAGAGGGUGGGGAACCUUGGAGCACCUCUGCCACUUCGGCUCUGGGCAGGGGGGGCACCCAGGGCAGGUUUUCCCAGGGCAGAGAGCCUGCUCUGGGCAGAGGGAGCCCUUCCUCCACGGAACUUCAGGAUCCCAGUAGAAACAGGAGAGCUCAUCCCAAUUGGGCCAUUCUGGGUGAACCUGCAGUGGCCAGAGAGAACAACUGUCUCAAUGCUGCUAAGGCCUGCAACCUGAACGACACGUGUAAGAAGUACCGCUCGGCCUACAUCAGCCCCUGUACCAGCCGCGUCUCCACAGCUGAAGUCUGCAACAAGAGGAAGUGCCACAAGGCCCUGCGGCAGUUCUUUGACAAGGUUCCUCCCAAGCACAGUUACGGCAUGCUAUUCUGCUCAUGCCCGCUCAGCGACCAAACCGCAUGCUCUGAAAGGAGACGUCAAACCAUCGUUCCUGUCUGCUCGUACGAAGAGAAACAGAAACCCAACUGUCUGGAGCUGCAGGCAUCCUGCAAGACCAACUACAUCUGCAAGUCACGACUCGCUGACUUCUUUGUCAACUGCCAGCCGGAGCCCCGCUCGCUGUCAGGCUGCCUGAAGGAGAACUAUGCAGACUGCCUCCUUGCCUACUCGGGUCUGAUUGGUACUGUCAUGACUCCCAACUACCUGCGCUCACCCAAAAUCAGUGUCUCUCCCUACUGCGACUGCAGCAACAGCGGCAACAAUAAGGAUGAGUGUGACAAAUUCACUGAGUUCUUCACAGAGAACACCUGCCUACGUAACGCCAUCCAGGCCUUCGGGAAUGGAACUGAUGUCGGGGUGUGGCAGCCCAUGUCCCCCGUCCAGACCACCACCUCCAUCACCACCCCCUACCAAAGAAACCGUGAACGCAACCCCAACACCAUUGACAACCACAUUAACACAGACCCUGCAAUCUAUCACUUCUGCGGCAGCCUACAGGCUCAGAAAUCGCAGUCAAACUCGAGUGCCGAUGGCGUCAUCUGUGUGGACCCUCAGAUAGAUGGUCCAAGUACCUCCAACGCCAUCCUGAGAAACUCGGCUGCCUCCAGAUGGCCUGAGGGCCUGGCCUCCCUGCUGCCCCCGCUGUUCUGGCUGUGGUACUGCAGCCUGCCGGUGCUUUCCUGGCAAGGCAAUUUGUAGCUGCGUCACUUCCCAGCAACAAACAGACUGACAAACACAUUUGUAUAAAAGAAGAAGACAAACAAGGAAUUAUAUCCUUUCUUUUCAGUUAGACCUGUUGUACUUUUUUCUCUUGGAUUCUGUCUUUUAAUUCCUGCUUUGAUUUGUUGUUGUUUUUUUAAUGAAUUUUUGAAAAGCUUUGUUGUUUCUUUCUUUCUUCUCUUUUUUUUUUUUUUUUAGCAUUGCUGCUGUGUGCUAAAACAGUGAUCUGCUAUACAUGUUAAUUCAAGUUUUGACUGUGUGCUCACGUUGGGUUAGUCAGAGAAAGAGGUGAUUUAAAACAGCUUCGUACCCCGCUCACUUGGGCAGAGAUGAGAAAAUACUGGAGGACUACAUUCCAAUAAACCACAGCGUGUGACUCUUGGAACGCAAUGUAAACGAACAUCAAUUUUCAGAGUUGUCUGAUCAGUUUUCACCCAUGUCUGUUUGUGUGUUGAGGCUAUAGGUGGGAUCUUUCGCUUAAAAGUCACAGUGAGUUCAGUAAUGGCUACAUAUUAUCACUUGGGCAGCCUUUUAGGUGUUACUCCAUCUCCUCUGUGGUAUGUGUCUGUUUUGAUAAUGCCGUGAUCUGGUAUUUUACAUUUUUAUGAGCUGAAUUAAAUGUCACUUGACGAAAAAAA